This is a messenger RNA of Prionailurus viverrinus (fishing cat), 4787 nucleotides long. It is a transcript of the gene ADAMTS16, whose product is annotated as ADAM metallopeptidase with thrombospondin type 1 motif 16. The transcript is spliced from 23 exons. Gene Ontology annotation, molecular function: metalloendopeptidase activity. The record is from RefSeq and is a predicted model, not a curated record. Bases 1 to 3657 code for a protein of 1218 amino acids. Gene Ontology annotation, cellular component: extracellular matrix. Gene Ontology annotation, biological process: extracellular matrix organization; proteolysis. NCBI's taxonomy places the organism in Eukaryota, Metazoa, Chordata, Mammalia, Carnivora, Felidae.
AUGCGGGGCCCCGGGCGCGCGGCGCUCUGUGCGCUGCUCCUGGCGCAGGUGGCUGUGCAGGCACCUGCUUGCUCCGUGGGACCCGCAGCGGCCUCGCCGGGGAGCCCGAGCGGCCGGCGACCUCCCGAGUCCGCGGAGUGGCCGGCCUGGAUGGCACAGGGCGAAUACGAGCUGGUGUCCCCCUAUGAGGUUGACCGCAACGGAGACUACGUGUCGCAUGAAAUCACGCACCCUCAGAGGAGGAAGAGGGCGCUGGCCCAGCUCGGGGUUGAAUCUCUUCACCUUCGGCUAAAGGGCUUCAGGCAUGACUUCCACAUGGAGCUGAAAGCGUCCAACCUGGUGGCUCCUGGAUUUAUGGUGCAGACGCUGGGGAAGGGAGGCACCAAGUCCGUGCACGCCUUCCCGCCCGAGGAUUUCUGUUUUUAUCAAGGCUCCUUACGAUCCCACAAAAAUUCCUCGGUGGCUCUUUCAACGUGCAAAGGUUUGUCGGGCAUGAUAAGAACACAAGAAGCCGAUUACUUCCUGAAGCCGCUUCCUUCCCAGCUGGCGGGGACACCCGGGGACGCCGCCGGGGCUGGGCCCCCCUCCCACAUACUGUACAAGAGAUCCGCAGACGAGCGGGCUCCGGGGGCUCCCCAGGCGGUCGUGACCCAGAGGGAUCGGGAGCUGGGGACCCCGCACCUUCACGGCGGCUCGACCCUCCAGCACCCGCAAAAGCGGCAUUUCUGUGGCAGACGCAAGAAAUACAUGCCCCAGCCUCCCGAGGGAGACCUUUUCAUCUUGCCCGACGAGUAUGCGUCUUGCUCCAGGCACAAGCGCUCUCUUCUCAAGUCCCAUAGGAACGAGGAGCUGAAUGUGGAGACGCUGGUGGUGGUCGACAGGAAGAUGAUGCAGACGCACGGCCACGAGAACAUCACCACCUACGUGCUGACGAUACUCAACAUGGUGUCUGCUUUGUUCAAAGAUGGAACGAUAGGAGGAAACAUCAACAUCGCAGUUGUAGGUCUGAUUCUUCUAGAGGAAGACCAGCCGGGGCUUGUGAUAAGCCACCACGCGGACCACACCUUAAGCAGCUUCUGCCAGUGGCAGUCUGGCUUGAUGGGCAAAGACGGGACGCGCCAUGACCACGCCAUCUUGCUGACCGGUCUGGACAUAUGUUCCUGGAAGAAUGAGCCCUGCGACACCCUGGGAUUUGCGCCCAUCAGUGGAAUGUGCAGUAAAUACCGCAGCUGUACUAUUAAUGAAGACACGGGGCUUGGACUGGCCUUCACCAUUGCCCAUGAGUCUGGACACAACUUUGGCAUGGUCCAUGACGGAGAAGGCAACAUGUGCAAAAAGUCGGAGGGGAACAUCAUGUCCCCUACGCUGGCAGGACGCAACGGGGUCUUCUCCUGGUCACCCUGCAGCCGCCAGUAUCUGCACAGAUUUUUAAGCACUGCCCAAGCUCUGUGCCUUGCUGAUCAGCCGAAGCCUGUGAAGGAGUACCAGUAUCCUGAGAAGUUGCCGGGAGAGCUGUACGAUGCAGACACUCAGUGCAAGUGGCAGUUUGGAGAGAAAGCCAAACUCUGCAUGCUGGAGUUCAAAAAGGAUAUCUGCAAAGCCCUGUGGUGCCACCGAAUUGGAAGGAAAUGUGAGACUAAAUUUAUGCCCGCAGCAGAAGGCACCGUUUGUGGGCAUGACAUGUGGUGCCGGGGAGGACAGUGUGUGAAAUACGGUGACGAAGGCCCCAGGCCCACGCAUGGCCAUUGGUCAGACUGGUCUUCCUGGUCCCCUUGCUCCAGGACCUGCGGAGGAGGGGUGUCUCACAGAGACCGCCUGUGCGCAAAUCCCAAACCAUCGCACGGAGGGAAGUUUUGUGAGGGCUCAGCUCGGACUCUGAGGCUUUGCAACAGUCAGAAAUGUCCCCACGAUAGCGUUGACUUCCGUGCGGCACAGUGUGCCGAGUACAACAGCAAACGGUUCCGAGGAUGGCACUACAAGUGGAAGCCAUACACUCAAGUGCAAGAUCAGCACUUAUGCAAACUCUACUGUAUCGCAGAAGGAUUUGAUUUCUUCUUUUCUUUGUCAAAUAAAGUCAAAGAUGGGACUCCAUGCUCGGAGGAUAGCCGUAAUGUUUGUAUAGAUGGGAUAUGUGAGAGAGUGGGAUGUGACGACGUCCUUGGAUCCGAUGCCGUGGAAGACUCCUGUGGUGUGUGCAGGGGGAAUAACUCAGAUUGCACGACACACAAGGGGCUCUACACCAAGCACCACGGCGCCAACCAGUAUUAUCAGAUGGUCACCAUUCCUUCUGGAGCCCGGAGUAUUCACAUCCGUGAAAUGAACGUGUCGACGUCCUACAUCUCUGUGCGCAAUGCCCUCCGAAAAUACUACCUGAACGGGCACUGGACGGUGGACUGGCCGGGUCGAUACAAGUUCGCAGGCACCACGUUUGAUUAUAGACGGACCUCCCAUGAGCCGGAGAGUUUGACCUCUUCUGGGCCAACCAACGAAACACUGGUUGUGGAGCUUCUGUUUCAGGGAAGGAACCCGGGUGUCGCCUGGGAGUACUCGGUGCCCCGGUUGCGGGGUGAGAAGAAGCCCAGUGGCCAGCCUCGUUACACAUGGGCCAUCAUUCGCUCCGAGUGUUCGGUCUCCUGCGGAGGGGGACACAUGACCACCAGAGAAGGCUGCUACAGAGACCUGAGGUUUCCAGUGAAUACGUCUCUCUGCAAUCCCCACACCCGACCCGUCACAGGGGUGGUCUCCUGCAAAGUGUCCGCCUGUCCUCCCAGCUGGUCCGUGGGGAACUGGAGCACGUGCAGCCAGCCUUGCGGUGGGGGCACCCAGAGCCGCCUCGUCCAGUGCACGCGACGGGCACGCUUCGCGUCCGAGCGGGUGGCGGCCAGCCUGUGUCCGCAGCCCAUGCCGUCCAGCAGACGGGCCUGCCAGCCUCGGAGCUGCCCGCCCGCUUGGAGCGCGGGGCCCUGGGCGGAGUGCUCCCGGACCUGCGGGAAGGGGUGGAGGAAGAGGUCCGUGGCCUGUAAGAGCACCAGCCCCGUGGCCAGGCCGCAGCUGCUGCCGGACGCGGUCUGCAGCUCCGAGCCGAAGCCUAGGACUCACGAAGUCUGUCUGCUUAAGCGCUGCCACAAGCAGAUGGAGCUGCAGUGGCUGGUGUCCGCCUGGUCCCAGUGCUCUGUUACGUGUGAACGAGGAACACAGAGAAGAUUCUUGAAAUGUGCUGAAAAGCACGUUUCUGGGAAGUACCGAGAGCUGGCCUCAAAGAAGUGCUUGCACUUGCCGCGGCCAAGUGUGGAGCUAGAGCGAGCCUGCGCCCCGUUUCCCUGUCCCGGGCACCCCCCGCAUGCAGCCGCGGGCCCGCCUCGGGCCAGCUGGUUUGCCUCGCCCUGGUCUCAGUGCACGGCCAGCUGUGGGGGUGGCGUGCAGACGAGGGCCGUGCAGUGCCUGGCGGGCGGCCGGCCGGCCCCAGGCUGCUUCGUGCACCAGAAGCCCGCAGCCUCCCUGGCCUGCAACACCCACUUCUGCCCCAUCGUAGAGAAGAAAGACCGCGCCUGCCGAGACCACUUCCCCUGGUGCCCCCUGGCGCCCCGGCAGGGGAUGUGCAGCCACCAGUUCUAUGGUGAGCGGUGCUGCAAGACCUGCUCUGCGUCCAACCUGUGAGGCCCGGGGGGCCCCUUCCAGGGCGGAGAACGCGAGGGGUGCUGCGUCUUCAGCCCCCGUCAGCUGCGCGCUGUGCAUCGGAACUCGGCCAGAGGAGAUCGAAGCUGGGAGAACUGUGUGCAGCCAUCUGUCGGGACAGAGUGUGUGUGCAUGCGCACGCGCACGUGUGUGUGUGUGUGCACAUCGUGGGUCUGAAUGCAGGCAUGGGCACACGUGCACACAAGUUUUCGGUUGAAGCAUGGAGGCAGGCAGGAGGCCCACGCUGCAGACCCUCAGUGAUGCUCAGUCCCCCUCGUGCUCCAGCUGAAUCAGGUCAAAAAGACAGAAGGAGCUGAACUUGGUAAACGCUAAAUGUGAGGUGCUUUGGAAAAAGAAGGCCGUGGAAUUAGGAAUAAGUGAAGAAAUUCUGCCCCUAGGUAUGCCGGCCUCCCUCCGGCCGAGGAGGCCCCUUCCCAAGGUCUGGAACAACCGACCUCCCUCUGGAGAAGCAGCUGGCGGGGACAGCUCCCGGGCGGUGUUCCCAGGGCCGCCUCGGCCUGCCCCAGCAGCGAGCUUCUCUUUGCUGGGACCUGCUGCUGGGACGAGAGCUGGGUGUCGCCUCCGAGGGGUGCCGCCCUGCCGGGGAGGGGCCGGGCUCCCGACUCUGUGUCCCCAUCACAGACUUUGCCCUGGAAACAGGAGACAUGAAAUCGUGCUAAGGUGCUUCCCUCCCUUUCAGACUCCUGAGCUGGAGGAGAGGACUUCUGUAGCCUCUGUUCUGUCCUUCCCAGGUAUUUACAAGGGAGUGUUUUUCUGCUCAACUCAUUCCUUCCUGCGUUUCUCUCCCAAAGCAAUAGAAUUAAUUCCAGGUUCUACCAGAGCCGCCUGGUGACCCGUGACACCCAAACCCCACUGUCCUGAUGAGGUUGUGGUCGGUCCUGCCCGGACAGACGUCAGCUGACGUGCACACCUCAGAACCCCAGGUCUCGUUUCUGCGUGUCGUGCUGUUUUUAAACUUCUUUCCGUGAGUUGCGGUGGUUUUGCAAGACCGGUUGGAGAGAAGGCCAGCAUUUCCGGUUGAAAGCUGCACAGCAGGCCCCCGACACCCUGCCCGCUGCUGGUGCCACUUUCUGUUCUCUUUUCCUAGGCUG